CCGUCUCACACCGCAUUUAUGAAAAUGAAAUGUUCUCACACGGGAGCUGCAAUUUACGAGGCGUCAUUGAAGGCAACAAAUGAGAACAAGCGAGGGAGAGAAAGGGGGUUUGCUCAUCAGCGCUUUUUCCGUUUUCUGACGGCUCGUUGUUCCUCCUCCUCCUUCUGCCGUGUCACUGAACUAAAAAAAAAAUAGAGGAAGGAAUAUGGUUUGGUGCGACGCUCCUCCCGUUUAGUAGCGGAUCUCUGCAAACACGGACAGGAGGCUGUCGGUCCGGGUAAAAGCCGCCUCCAACACCUGAGACUAUCGCCCACAGUCCUGCAGGAGAGCAGCCAGCACACCGGGACACAUAAAUGGUGGAGGCCGUGGUGGAGUUCGACUAUGAGGCUCAGCAGGACGAUGAGUUGACCCUGACGGUGGGCGACAUCAUCAAGAACAUACGGCGGGACGAUGGCGGCUGGUGGGAGGGCGAGCUGGCCGGACGCAGGGGGUUCUUCCCCGAUAACUUUGUCAGGGAGUUAAAGAAGGAAGGGAAGAGAGAUGGAGGGCAGGCGGGGAUGAUUAAGUCUGAGCUCUCCAACGGCAGGGCCAGCCCAGUUUCGGACACCAGCGUGCGACCUGGAAAGAAAGGAGAGCAAAUCCGAAAGCGAAGAUGUAAGGCUUCCUUCAGCUAUGCACCUCAGCAUGAAGACGAACUGGAGCUGAAAGUCGGAGAUGUCAUCGAGAUCAUCGCAGAGGUGGAGGAGGGAUGGUGGGAAGGGGUUCUUCAUGGGAAGAUUGGAAUGUUUCCUUCCAAUUUCACCAAAGAGAUCCUGACAGAUCCGGACGCUCCCUCCCUGGAAACUCCCAACUCGCAGGAGGAGAUCCGCCACAGCCGCACCAGUAAAGACAGCCCCGGCAGUGAAAGCGACGGAGGAGACAGUCGGUCAGAAUCAGGGUCAGAAAUCCAACCUAAGAAGAUUCAGGGGAUUGGCUUCGGGAACAUCUUCAAAGACCAGCCCAUCAAGCUCCGGCCGCGCUCCGUGGAUCUGGAUUUAGAAAAGGUCAACGAAGGGAAAGGCGUGAGCGUAGCAGCUGAAACCAUGAAGACCGAACCUGACGGCAAAGCUAAAGUGCGGGAGCAGUGUAAGGUCCUUUUCCCGUACGAAGCACAAAAUGAAGACGAGCUGACGCUGAAAGAGGGGGACAUCAUCAAUAUUAUCACAAAGGAAUGUGCCGAUGCAGGUUGGUGGAUGGGGGAGAUCGGUGGAAGGCAAGGCGUCUUCCCAGAUAACUUCGUCAAACUGCUUGAAGUUGAGAAAGAGAGACCAAAGAAACCGCCGCCGCCCAGCGCUCCAUCAGCCAAACACGCCGCAGAGAAAAAAUCAGAAGCGAAGAAGGUUCCUCCUGAGCGGCCUGAGCAUCUGCCUCAAAGAGACCCGGAUCGAGGUGAAGAGAUGAAGAUUGGAGAAAUAGCUAAGCCCUCCCUCCCAGCUCACCUUCCCAAGAAACCCCUCCCCCCAAAGUCAAGCUCCUCCUCUUGCUCCCAUCCCCCACGGCGUCCAGAGAGGCCGCCUACAUUAGCGUGUGAAAGCCCCAAGUCUGAGGGCGGGGCUUCAACACCAGAUUCUGCCCCUGAUAGGUCACAGGCCACCGGUGAGUCUGACUGGCUGGACCAUGGAUGACUCGCUCCGUCUCUCUCACCUCUGCCUGAACUGAAUUUUACCAAAACUUUGUCUUUUAAUGCAGAAAACGGGACAUUUGACCAAGGGGUUUCACAAUACUGCAAAAUAUCCUCAACUCAAAUUAAUUAUAAUUACCUUUUGUAACAAUAUCUUAAUAGAAUUACUGAAUAUAAUUUUAUUAUAAAUAUAAUUUUAUUAAUAAUUGAACAGUAUACAAACACAUAUGAUGUAUAAAUUAGAAAUAAUUUGGGGUUUCCCCCAGAAACUUGCUAAGCCCGU
Messenger RNA from Poecilia latipinna (sailfin molly), 1943 nucleotides. It is a transcript of the gene sh3kbp1, whose product is annotated as SH3-domain kinase binding protein 1. Bases 354 to 1664 code for a protein of 436 amino acids. The record is from RefSeq and is a predicted model, not a curated record. The transcript has 14 exons. Gene Ontology annotation, molecular function: protein binding. NCBI's taxonomy places the organism in Eukaryota, Metazoa, Chordata, Actinopteri, Cyprinodontiformes, Poeciliidae. Gene Ontology annotation, biological process: cell migration; actin filament organization.